CUUGUUUUUCCAACUAGGUAGCUGCUGCGAUGUUCUCGUCAGCGUUAAAAUAUGUAAUAUAUGCGUUUUUGAUAAUACCAGUUGACGUGAUAAUUUUUUACUUUUAAUGUUUUAUACGUGAGUAUAUCAAUAGUUUUUCGUGUGUUGAUUUAUUAGUUUUAAGGUCUUUGUUUCAUUGAAUUACCUACAUCCAAUAAACAAGUCGAAUCUGGUUAUGGUGCAGUAGAAAAGGCAGACCAUGAUUGGAGCUGUGAAGAAUAUCAUUUUUCUGCUUCUGGUGUACGCUUGGACAGAAACAUACGCCACGAAGCAUGACUGGAUGCAAUGCCACGAUGUCGUGAACGGGUGCAUUUGCAAAUGGGUCGGCGGCAGGAAAACGGCGACCUGUACGAGGGCUUUAUUCACCGAUAUACCGCAGGGUUUCAGCGACGAGAUACAAAGUUUGGUCUUAGACUACACGGAAAUCAGAACUUUGAAGAACGACGCGUUCAGACAAGCUGGAUUAAUCAAUUUACAGAAGAUUUCAAUGAAAUAUUGUAAUAUUCGUGAAAUCGAGAAAAACACGUUCGCUGGUUUGAGCAUCGUCAUCCAGAUCGAUCUGUCAGGCAACCAGAUUCGUAAACUUGAUCCGAAAUUAUUCGUCCCGACCGAGAAAUUACGACACGUGUAUCUGAAUAAUAAUUCGAUAGCGAGGCUAGAAGAUGGUUUAUUCGUCGAUUUGAAGUUCUUGCAAACGGUCGAAUUUGAAGAAAAUCAAAUUUCUUACAUCGGGCACAAAGCGUUCGAUAAUAUUCCUCAAUUGAAAAAUGUGAAAUUAAAUAACAACCAGUUAAAUCAUCUGAAUAAAACGAUAUUUGAGAAAUUCACCGGUUCGUUGAAAAGUCUAGAGUUGAAGAACAACCCGUGGAAAUGCGAUUGCCAUCUUCGUGAUUUCGUGGUUUGGUACACGGAAAGGCUGUACACGGAUCCGAUUAGUUGUUUCGGACCCGGAUAUUUGGCUGGUUUGUCGUGGGAUCAAAUCCAGCCCGAGCAAUUUGUCUGUAAGGUAGAUGUAGGUACUUUUUUUUCUUUACUAAAAUUGUGGGGGAAAACAUUUUUUUAGUAAAAAUUUUUCAAAAGACUUGCUUUUUGCCAGAAUUUUAAAAAAUACAAUAUUAAGGUAUUGUGAGUGCAUAUACGAAAAAAAAGUAUGGGUAAUUUUUAUUAUUUUAGCAUAGUAACCGGAUCACAUUCAAAAAUAUGGUACAGUUUGUUCCGAAACUCUGUAUGUCUGUCUGGUAUGACUUUUAUUUAUUCUAAAAUGUGAAAAUUCUGACGAAGAAGAUUAAAAUUAGCCUAGUAGGUUGAUAUCUUUCCAUAAUUUGGCUCGAAUAUUGGGAAGAUGUGUAUAAGGAAACAUUUUCAAAACGCGAAUUUAUCUACUCGAAAAAUGAGCUAUUUGCAGGGUGAAAACUGAAAAUGAAAUUCAGCGUCAAUUUUCUAGAUUGAACGACUGUGUUAUUUUUCACGUGGAGAUAAGUUGGUUUUACUGGUUUUGUCAUUCUUCAAAUUUUAGUUUUCAAUUUUAUAAAAUUUAAAAAAAAUGAUCACUCAAAAGAUUGAAUAGCAUUCUUACUUUUGACGUGAAAAUAAAUUGAUCUUGUUGGUCUUGAUGUUCUUCAAUGUUCAGUAACUAUUUAAAUUUAGGAACAGGGAAGUAGUAUUGGCUUAAGUAUUCCCUAUUUUUCACUCGUCGAAUCGAUUGGGAACGGUUUGGAACUGUUUUGAACAGCUCUUUUGGAGCCUGCAGCAAAAUUUCCGUCCUAAAAUUCUCGCUAUGCCUUGAAUUUAAAAUGCCAAGUCACGGGCGCUAUUUUCUUGAGUUAUUAUAUUUCAACAAAAAUUUAGAAUUCUGUAUUCUUCUUCAGCUUUUUUUUUCGAUUUCCCAUCACGGCUGCUUGGGUAUUUAUCGUUCACUUGGUAGCGUUAGGAGUUAUCUCAUGUUUCCGCCAGCUUGAUACUUGAAAAUAGUUUUAAUGAUUUGGAUGUGGUUUAGUCAUUAUUAUAACAUACCUACUUAUCUAGAUAUUUAACAAACAGGAACUUCAUUUUUAAAAAAAUGCUAGAUGGUAAUAUUUGUAUCAUGCAAAUUAAAUGACGCAUUUCGAAAAAAUAAAAUUUUCAUUUAAUUUCU
Molecule: messenger RNA, 2173 nt
Organism: Planococcus citri (citrus mealybug)
Lineage: Eukaryota; Metazoa; Arthropoda; Insecta; Hemiptera; Pseudococcidae
Product: carboxypeptidase N subunit 2-like
Exons: 2
Coding region: 239-1102 (287 amino acids)
Biological process (GO): cell surface receptor signaling pathway
Cellular component (GO): plasma membrane
Molecular function (GO): protein binding
Source: RefSeq, a predicted model, not a curated record